AUGGAGGAAAUUCAAUUCAUAUCUUCCUCAAUGGUGGGAUAUUUGUCUCUGGAAAAUGUGAUUAUUCCAUGGUUAUCCGAGAAAGCCUGCAACAAAGGUGGUAAUAUAGAGAAAGAAGAGUGUGUUAAUGAAUACGAAGAUGAAGCCGUUGAUGCUGCUGUUGUGGUUCAUAAUGGAGGUCCAGGAAUACACUGCUAUGACCUCCAUGUUGUUUAUAGUGCUUCUUAUAGGGUUCCGAUGCUAUAUUUCCGGGCUUAUUGCGAAGAUGGGCAGCCUCUACAUUUGAAUGAGAUUGAGAAAGAUCUCCCAGUUAACUCAGCGCAGAUGCUAGCUCAAUCCAAAUGGACAUUUAUGACUCAGGAGGAACAUCCUGAAUUGAAUCGACCGUGGUACAUGUUGCAUCCUUGCGCCACAAGUGAAUGGAUGAAGCUACUCUUAACUAGCAAGGCCUCGGUUGCUCAACAUGUUGACAAGUAUAUGAUCUCAUGGUUCUCAGUAGUUGGGCAGGUGUUUGGACUGAAACUUCCUACUGAGAUAUAA
Striga hermonthica is the source of this 540-nucleotide messenger RNA. The record is from the annotation of a GenBank genome assembly. Lineage: Eukaryota; Viridiplantae; Streptophyta; Magnoliopsida; Lamiales; Orobanchaceae.